Messenger RNA from Apis laboriosa (Himalayan honeybee), 2460 nucleotides. RefSeq lists its product as uncharacterized. The record is from RefSeq and is a predicted model, not a curated record. Gene Ontology annotation, molecular function: protein binding. The transcript is spliced from 12 exons. Lineage: Eukaryota; Metazoa; Arthropoda; Insecta; Hymenoptera; Apidae. The coding region runs from base 465 to 2456 and encodes 663 amino acids.
UUGCUUUCUGGCCUUCCCUUCCUUCCCUCCCAUCCUUACUCCCCUCCUAAUUUCGUUUCGCGAUCCAGAAAAAAAAUUCCAUCUUCUCGUCGCUUUUUCAAUUUGCAACACCUAUCUCCUCCAUCCUCGUGUGAAACUUUCCUCCACGAAAAUUUUCAAGUGCGCGCACGUGGAUAGGAUUUGUAACUGUAUAUACCUUCGAGUCUGCGCGUCAAAGGAAUUCACUAGCCGUUGCGACAUUAUCCGUAACAUCAUAAAUCGAAUCGAUCGCCUCGACACGAAACAACGGAAGGAAACGUGCGAUUGAAAGUAUAUAAACGACAAACUCCAAUCUCAUCCCGCGUUUGACACGUCACAUCGUUUUUCUCCGAGAAAUAAUUUAACAGCGCACCGUGGUUCGCGAAAAAACAUGUCAACGCAACGAGGAAAUUAACGUAGGUUGAAAUGUUGGUGUUGACAUCGCUAUGAACGAGAGCCGGUGCUACGUCGAUUCGGCCGUGCUCGCUGAACAUCAACCGUUCAACCGGAAUGGGAAGGCACUCAGGGGAUCGAAGAAGAGCGUAUUGUUCUACACGACCGAUUGCGGGGACGGGAAAGAAGAUCUCGGGCACAAGCUUCAGCAAAGAUCCGUCUCUCUGACUGCUCUACACACUGGAAAUGGGACGCAACAGCAAUUUCUAGAACCAAGAAUGGCGCAACUGGAGACGUUGGAGGCGAAGAUGGCCAGUAUAGAAGUGUCGUUGUCGACCACGACGCCGAGAAGAAAGAAAGGUGGAAGUAUUUCCGGUGGGUUAACGUCCCCUGCCGGCCCCCAUCGAAACUCCAGGGACCAUUACAAGGAGUUGGACGCCCUUAGGGUCGCGCUGCGCGACAAGGAGAAUAUCAUUCAAACGUUGAAAGGGCAACUGUGCAACACGCUGACCAACAGAUUGGCACUGCGCAACGGUGGCCCGCCUUUGACCGAAGCGGACCGAAAGGCGACCGAAGAACGGCUUCAAAGGUUGCGUCGGGACGCGGAUAACAAACGAUUAGCGAUCAAGAAUUUAAAAUUGGCCUUGGAACGGCUGGAUAUCACCGACAAUAUCGACGUUCGGAUUCAACAAGCCGAGUUGGAGUACAGACUUGGACGCGAGGAACUCGAGCUUUUGACGCUUCGAGAGGAGAGCAGAGCCCUUCAGGCCGCCUUGGAAUUGGCGGAGACCCAGGAAAAGCAAAAAAACGAUACGAUAUUUAGUUGCAUCUCUGGCUCCGCUCAAGCGACGAUCCACGCGGUGGAAGUUAGCGCAGAUCCGAAAAGUCCCCGUUUCGGAGCCGGGCCGAGAGAGGACACGCCCGGCUUGUACGUCGAUUGGGCGGUCGAGGAUUCCGGAUUGUGCAAGGGGGAUAGAAUCUUGGAAGUGAACGGAAAACUCGUGGUGGGAGCGGGGAGGAGCGAUUUGGCAAGGCUGUUGGCCGUGGCGCCCGACGCCGCGCAAAUCGUCGUACUUCGAAAGGGCGAAUCCCUCGCGGCGCUCCGCACUCUUAGAUCCGAUAAUCUUAGAUUGACCCAUAGGAUCGGUUAUCUGGAGGAGCAGGUCAGGGAUCUUCUCGCACCGAGCAGAUCCGAGGUCCCCGCGGAUCCUCCACCGACCCGUCAAGAACAAGUCCAGGUUUUUCAAAAAGGGCCGCAGGUAACUGCGCUAGUCGCAAAUCUACCCGGUCUCAAUAUAAGAAAUUCGAUGGAGUUGCGGCAGAGUUUACCGACGGUAAGAAAUAGGCAUAGCGAUCAUUCGAAACGUUCGAUAGACGUGAAAAUUUCGAACGAGCUUGAUUCCUCGUUGGUUAGCGUUUCCAACGGUCAUCACAAAUCGCGAACUAAACAAAAACAUCAAGGAUCCUCGGUAACUGGAUCAACCGCGAGUUUAGAUUGCAAGGAGGCGCACGUUUCGUCGCAGCAACGUAGGAGACCACCGCGAGUCGAAUCGGCCAUGGAACACUUGUCUAACAAUCGAAAAAAUUCGUCUCGAGUACAACCGUUGGACUUUGAUUCCGAACCAACCUAUUAUCGACUGCAGGAUUCUCAAUCGCGAACGUCGGAGAAUUCCGACGUAUCAGUGGCGUAUAGUUCCCAAGAAUCGAAAUCUCGUCCGGCACCGCCGAAAAAACCGCUUCGAUUAUCCUUGCAUCGUGCGGCUAGUCUUCAAUCCGUGGAAAGCGCGCCACCAGCUACGCUUCACGACGUGGUGAAAAAACCGAUAAAGAGAAAUCACAAAAGUGACCCAUCACCGUUGGAAAAAAGUGUUCGAGCGGAAUCGAACGGAGAAGCGAAUAAUCAAACGGAAGAAUCGUACACUAACGCGUCUCAACCCCCACCAAGGACACCUUCCAGAGCGGAAUCUUGUCAGAGCGCGUUACGAUGGCCUUCUCCUAAACCGAGACCUCAUUUAACAUCUGUCACCAUGGAAAAGUGGUGUUAGAAAA